Messenger RNA from Haliaeetus leucocephalus (bald eagle), 3423 nucleotides. RefSeq names its product multiple C2 domains, transmembrane 1 (gene MCTP1). Gene Ontology annotation, molecular function: calcium ion binding. The record is from RefSeq and is a predicted model, not a curated record. Bases 1 to 1962 code for a protein of 653 amino acids. NCBI's taxonomy places the organism in Eukaryota, Metazoa, Chordata, Aves, Accipitriformes, Accipitridae. Gene Ontology annotation, cellular component: synaptic vesicle membrane. Gene Ontology annotation, biological process: regulation of neurotransmitter secretion. The transcript is spliced from 19 exons.
AUGUACCAGUUGGACGUUACUCUAAGGAGAGGACAGAAUCUAGCAGCACGGGACCGUGGAGGAACUAGUGAUCCAUACGUCAAGUUCAAACUUGGAGGAAAAGAAGUAUUUAGAAGUAAAACAAUACACAAGAACCUCAAUCCUGUGUGGGAGGAAAAAGCUUGCAUUCUUAUAGAUAACCUGAGAGAACCAUUGUACCUAAAGGUCUUUGACUAUGACUUUGGACUUCAGGAUGACUUUAUUGGUUCGGCAUUUUUGGAUCUCACUUCAUUGGAAUUAAACAAACAAACAGAUGUUACCUUGAGUCUGAAGGAUCCUCGUUACCCUGACCAUGAUCUGGGAAGUAUAUUGCUAUCAGUUCUGUUGGCUCCUAGAGAAGAACAGCGAGAAGUGACAAUGCUAAUGAGGAAGAGUUGGAAAAGAUCAAGUAAGUUUCAGACCCAGAGCUUACGUCUCUCAGACUUGCACAGAAAAUCUCAGCUAUGGAGAGGAAUAGUUAGCAUUACCUUAAUUGAAGGUCGUGAACUUAAGGCGAUGGAUGCAAAUGGACUCAGUGAUCCUUAUGUGAAGUUCAGAUUGGGGCAUCAGAAGUACAAGAGCAAGAUUGUGCCAAAAACUUUGAAUCCUCAGUGGAGGGAGCAGUUUGACUUUCAUCUCUAUGAAGAACGAGGUGGAAUUAUUGAUAUUACCGUGUGGGACAAAGAUGCUGGCAAAAAGGAUGAUUUUAUUGGCAGGUGCCAGGUUGACCUGUCGACCCUGAGUAAAGAACAAACCCACAAGUUGGAGAUGCCACUGGAGGAGGGAGAGGGCUGCCUGGUGUUGCUGGUCACUCUCACAGCCUCAGCUGCGGUCACUAUCUCUGACCUCUCCGUCAACUCCCUGGAGGACCAGAAGGAGCGAGAGGAGAUACUGAAGAGAUAUCGUCCAAUGAUGAUGUUCCAUAACCUGAAGGAUGUGGGAUUUCUUCAGGUGAAGGUCAUCAGGGCAGAAGCAUUGAUGGCAGCUGAUGUCACAGGUAAAAGUGACCCAUUUUGUGUAGUUGAAUUGAACAAUGACAGACUGCUGACCCAUACCGUCUACAAGAACCUCAAUCCAGAAUGGAACAAAAUCUUCACAUUCAAUAUUAAAGACAUCCACUCGGUGCUUGAAGUGACAGUUUAUGACGAAGACCGCGAUCGGAGUGCUGACUUUCUAGGCAAAGUUGCUAUACCAUUGCUGUCUAUUCAAAAUGGUGAACAGAAAGCCUACGUCUUGAAAAACAAGGAGCUGACAGGGCCAACAAAGGGGGUCAUCUAUCUUGAAAUAGAUGUGAUUUUUAAUGCUGUGAAAGCCAGCAUACGAACCUUAAUGCCCAAAGAACAGAAGUACAUUGAAGAGGAAAACAGACUGUCUAAACAGCUACUCUUAAGAAACUUUAUCCGGAUGAAGCGUUGUAUCAUGGUGCUCAUAAAUGCCGCCUACUACAUUAGCAGUUGCUUUGACUGGGAUUCCCCCCCAAGAAGUCUCGCUGCUUUUUUGGUAGUGGAGGACAUGCUAGAGGACGAGGAAGAAGAGGAUGACAGAGAUGACAAGGACAGUGAAAAAAAAGGAUUUAUGAACAGACUUUAUGCCAUCCAGGAGGUGUGUGUCAGUGUCCAGAAUAUCCUUGAUGAAGUGGCUUCCUUCGGAGAAAGGAUCAAGAAUACAUUCAACUGGACUGUCCCAUUCCUGAGCUGGCUGGCAAUUGUUGCCCUCUCCGUGUUCACCAUCAUCCUGUAUUUCAUUCCGCUGAGAUACAUUGUCCUUGUCUGGGGCAUCAAUAAAUUUACAAAGAAGCUUCGAAGUCCGUACGCAAUUGAUAACAAUGAGCUACUUGACUUUCUGUCCAGAGUUCCUUCAGAUGUGCAAGUGGUGCAAUACCAUGAACUGAAACAAGAUCCCAGUCACAGCCCGAGCAAGAGGAAGAAAAACAAUCCUGGCUAGCUAACUUCACGUGUUGAGGAGACUAGCAUCUGCUGGGGGAAGAUAAAAGAAAAAGCCUACAGCCUAAGCAGCAUUUCCUUUCUCUAAGCUUUUUAUUUAUUUUGCCUUUUUAUCUAAUGGGGAGAUUUUGUAAAUAUUGUAAAAAGGCAUUUCUCAUUGAAGAUAUAUUUCGCACUGUAAAGACACAUUUGACGAAGGUUUCAAGUAGAGUUUUUGCUGUUUGAAAGCCUUGUUAGAAACAGCAUAACACGUUAAAGGAAUCAAUCUAAAAUGGUAAAUAUGCACUGCUACUUGAUGGUCAAAGAUACCUGAAAUACUCAAAUCAUGCCGACUAAAUCUACAAAAGGUGUAAAUUUAAAUCUGACUCAAAAAUUCAGUCAGAUUUUAUUUGUGAGCAUUAAUAUUUUUAUCCAGUAAGUCACCAUUACGAUUUUCUAUGUUUUAUACAUUUCAAGAGAAAUACAAUGUAGUGGAGCCUACUGCACUUAAGUUUUAGCAGAUUUUUUUGAACUCCAGACCCUGAUGUUAACUCCUGGUGCAACAUUUUCCUGUGCAGUAGGGCUGCUUAUAAGACAAUGAGAAACACCAAGUGCAAAUCUCUUCCUGGAGCUCCCAAAAGAAGUUCCUGCCGUUUUUAUCAUUCCAUUAUAAGACCUAAAAAUCUCUGUCUCUCUCAAAAAUACUGCCAGGUUUGUAACUGAUUGCCUAUCUGAUUUUUCUAUAUGUACCCAGUAAUCUUCAUUUGUACUACAUAGUUCAGUGAAUGAAGUUCAUAGUUCUGCUGUAAUGGAAAUACUAUCAAACUAAGUCCAUGUUGCUUUGGGUGUCAUGCUAUGAACACCUUUUGUGCACAUAACUAUUUUAAUAUGGAAAUCUUGCAGAAAAUGUUUUUGCUUUCAAAUCACAAGAUCAUAUUAAUACGCUUUAUGAUAUAACACGUUACCUGUUACCAAUGUGAAAUAUAGUGUAGAGGAAAAAAUGCAGUUGUGGUAAAACUGAUAUACCGGUUUUAUUUCCUUAGCUAACAAUGUAGUCAGUUCUUCUGAUACGAUUGUGCCCUACUGCAUGGAAACUGCAUUAUUUUAUAAAUUACAUGGAACAUAGAUGAGAAACGUUUACAUUUCAAAUGUCUUAGUGGCCACUGCAUAACGAGUACUUGGGGAUAUAUUCUGAUAGCUGCAUGUAGACUUCCACGCUCGGCUCCCCGUGUAGUGAGCAGAGAUUUCAUUCCUAAGGGACUACCCGUGCACAGCUCUUAGUCGUAGCUCCCGGUGACGUUAAAGGGGAUUUUUGCCCAGGGGAGAACGGCAGGACUGCAUCCUCGAGAGGAGCUGUUCCUGCGGUUCUCUCUGGGUUACCUCUCGUUGGUUGCAACUGCUGAUAAAGUUAUAUUGCACUACUCUAACAAUACUUUUUGAAAAUACUAUUUAGAAAUACUUUGCAAGCAAAUGUAUAUAUAUU